GGUGUUUGCAGUCAGAGAGUCAAAGGCAAGUGAAGGUGGAAAGACAGACGGAGCGACAGAGCGCGGGCAGCGAGGCCGCCACAGACGAGAGAGACAGACAGACGCACGGACAGUGGGUGCCAUGACGGAGCUCCAGGAAGUACAGAUCACGGAGGAGAAGCCGCUUCUGCGAGCCCCAGGAGCACCUGAUCCGGGCAAGGAUGCUGAAUUGAUAACAGCCAAACUUCUGCAGGAGCACGGCCAGAAACACACAGUGGAGACACCUUAUGGGGUCGUGACAAUCACCAUCCAUGGAACACCCAAACCCAAACGCCCAGCAAUCCUCACCUACCAUGAUGUGGGACAAAAUCAUCAUUCGUGCUUCGAUACCCUCUUCCACUAUGAGGACAUGCAAGAGAUCAUAAAGAACUUCGUGGUGAUACAUGUGGACGCGCCUGGCAUGGAGGAGGGUGCCCCGGCCUUCCCUCUGGGGUAUCAGUAUCCUUCUCUGGACCAGCUGGCUGACAUGAUUCCCUGCAUCUUGCAAUAUGUCAACUUCACCAGCAUCAUUGGAAUCGGAGUCGGAGCCGGCGCUUACAUUCUGGCACGCUACAGUCUCUCUCAUGCAGAUACUGUGGAAGGUUUGGUUCUGGUCAACAUCGACCCGAAUGCCAAAGGCUGGAUGGAUUGGGCUGCUCACAAGCUGACCGGCCUCACAUCCUCCAUCUCUGAGAUGAUCAUGGCUCAUCUCUUCAGCCCGGAGGAACUGUCCAAGAACAAUGAGAUGGUGCAACAACAGCGGGAUAUCCUCAGUCAUGCAACCAAUUUGCCCAAUAUUCAGCUCUACUGGAGCAGCUACAACAGCCGCAGAGAUCUGAGCUUGGAGCGUGGAGGAGACAUUACUUUCAAGUGUCCUGUGAUGCUGGUGGUGGGAGACCAGGCCCCUCAUGAAGAUGCUGCGGUGGAGUGUAAUUCCAAACUGGACCCCACCCAGACUUCUUUCCUCAAGAUGGCGGAUUCAGGAGGACAACCACAGCUGACCCAGCCUGGUAAACUGACUGAGGCUUUCAAAUAUUUCGUCCAAGGCAUGGGAUACAUGGCCUCAUCCUGCAUGACGCGCCUGUCCCGCUCGCGCACCGCCUCUCUGUCCAGUGCCGCCUCGGGGGACGGGAACCGCUCCCGCUCGCGCACCCUAUCCCAGAGCAGCGAGGCGGGGGCACCCCAGCCGCCUGCCCCCACCAUGGAGGUGUCCUGCUGAGCGCCGGGCCAGGGGACGAAACCGCCUCCCACCUCUGAACAGGACUUCUGCAAUCCUACAAUGCACUCCGGCCGCUGGGCCACAUGACGAUCUCCCCUAAUGGUACUAAACGUCCAGGGAGGCCCAGAGGGGAUGCAGUUUUACUCUUUUUAAAACAAACAUUAACUUCCCCCUGACCCAUCCUUUCCCCUCAACACAUACACACCUCCCUCGCCAACCCUGCCCUCUUCUCCCCCAUAACCUAAAACUAGUUCCAGUCCCGUCCCCCCUCCACAGUUUCUUUAGUGACUCUCAGCACCUAGAAAGGUAUGGAUAGAAUACUAUGAAUUUUCUAAACUGUUUAGACCCUCCGCACCUUCUCUAAAUUUCUCUUUUGUCCUCCAUCCCCUUGCACACUUGAGUUUUCCUUAAUAAGGGAGGUCUGGAGUAUCGUUGGGCUUUUCUUUUUCUUUUGGUCUAAAAUCGUAACUAACCGUUGUUCCUUCCCCUGAUUUCUGAGUGAUACGUUCUUGGAGUAGCCUGGAUGGGCAUUGGAUUUGCCUUGCUAGCUCUCUUUGUCCCCUCUGGAUUGUACAUAGGCAAAAGCAGGACCUCACAAGAGAGACGCACAAGCCCCUAUGAGGACUUGUAUCGCUACUGUCAUGCUGACAUAGUGCUCCUGAAAUGAGAGUUGUUUCCCCACCCCACUCUUUGUGCCUUCCCACCCAUUUUCUCUGCUUUGGUUUCAUCUCCCAAGAUUUCCAUCCAUCGUGUCUGCCCAGGGAGGUUCUGGUUCCUUCUCAGGGCUUGGACAAAUUCUGUUCUCCGCUCUUACUUUAAAAAAACAUGGAUGUCCUCCAUUUUUCCUGACAUCUCUGUCUCUCUCUCUCUCUGCUUUUAUUUUGUAUCCUCCCUUUCCCCUACAUAACGUUCCUCCCUAGCCAACGGCUGCAUUGCCUAGUCAUGCUCUUCCCUUUGUAGAUGGUAGCCGCUUUGUGGUGUGCAUGUACAGUUCCUGCUGAGACAGCGAGCGAUGUUGGCGAUUAGGGGCAUUUAGGAGGCUGGGUGAGGCUGAAAUUGGGGGCGGGGGAUGUUGGGGGCGGGUGGGAUCGUUCCUCUUGGGAUGUUUCAAGGGAAUGCGAGGGGUGGGGGGACGGCUGGGGGCUUGAGCCGGAUUGCACUGUUGCAACUGUGCCAGGCACAGGUGACAACGGGCUACGAUUAUACGGGCUUCAUGUAAUGAGAUGAAUGGAGGAGACUCCGACCCGUCACCGGCUGCAGAUUUUUUGCAACAAGCGCUGACUCUGGUGGGUUCCGGCUGCUGGCUUUGAGCAGGGCUCUUGUAGUGCCGAGGAGGGUGAACUUUGCGCCGGCUUAUUCUGUAACGGGAUUCCAACUGUAUCAGUUUUCUGAAUGUUACUGGUUGUAUUAAAUAAAAUAAAAAAAACCUACAUGUUUAGAUAGUGUUUGCCACGUUGAUCUCACAGAAUAAGGAAUCCAAAAUAAAUAAGGUAAAAUAUUUUCUUUGGACCAGCUGUAGGUGAAGGUAUUCAGUAUGUAAGCUUUUGAGUGACACGUUAAUGCUUCUUUGAGCUGUAAAGAAUUCUGUGGAACCUAAAAGAUGAUGGUCCAGCUAGAAAGUCACCUUACUUAUUCCUAAAACCUGAAUAGGCACUGGGGGUUAAUGACUCAGCUGCCUGUAUAAAGGGGCAUUGUUUGAAAAGGGUUCCAGCUGGAAUUUUAACUCCCGCAUGUAAUGGGAUCCUGUUGUAUUUGAGAAUGUAUGGGCUCUGAUUUAUUUUCCCCAGAGCAGUCGAUGGUGAAUCCUGACUCUUAACAAUAAAGUCUCUAGAGAGAAA
This is a messenger RNA of Elgaria multicarinata webbii, 3075 nucleotides long. RefSeq names its product NDRG family member 2 (gene NDRG2). The transcript is spliced from 16 exons. The record is from RefSeq and is a predicted model, not a curated record. Gene Ontology annotation, biological process: signal transduction. Lineage: Eukaryota; Metazoa; Chordata; Lepidosauria; Squamata; Anguidae. Gene Ontology annotation, cellular component: cytoplasm. The coding region runs from base 122 to 1237 and encodes 371 amino acids.